Episyrphus balteatus (marmalade hoverfly) is the source of this 503-nucleotide messenger RNA. Its product is annotated as putative gustatory receptor 59f. NCBI's taxonomy places the organism in Eukaryota, Metazoa, Arthropoda, Insecta, Diptera, Syrphidae. Bases 4 to 435 code for a protein of 143 amino acids. The record is from RefSeq and is a predicted model, not a curated record. Gene Ontology annotation, cellular component: membrane. The transcript is spliced from 4 exons. Gene Ontology annotation, biological process: sensory perception of taste.
UUGAUGAUUUAUUUUGGAUCUUACAUCAAUAUUUGUGUAAAUAUUUAUUUAAUUUAUUUAUUUGUGGAUGGAGAUGAAGAAAUUGAUCCCGAUUUGAUAGUGUAUAGUUUGGUUUGGAUAGCAAUGCACGCUUCGAAAAUGUAUUUAAUUUUAUACUACAAUCAAUUGAUAGUAUUUCAGAAGGAACAUAUUAAUCGGAUUCUAAAUAAUGUCCAUCCGCAUAGUGAACAAAUGGAAAUUACGUUACGAAGAUUCCUUCUCCAACUGAUGGCCAAUUCAAGAGCUCAUGUUGUUUGCAAUAUUAUGGAUUUAAAUUUGUCUGUUGUAAAAUCGCUUCUCGUCAAUGCCUCAGUUCUGAUAAUUUUCUUAAUUCAAUAUGAUGUCACUUUUGAAGCUCUUAACACACAUACUAACGCUCCAACACCAACAGUUUAAAUAUUUUAUCAUACAUUUAUGCAUAGUUAAAAAAAUCUUUGCAAAUAAAAAUAAUUUAUUCUAAGUUA